This is a messenger RNA of Dovyalis caffra, 804 nucleotides long. The record is from the annotation of a GenBank genome assembly. Lineage: Eukaryota; Viridiplantae; Streptophyta; Magnoliopsida; Malpighiales; Salicaceae.
AUGGAGCCUGGUUCUUGGAACUCAACGAGGGUGCAAGCCUCUCACCUUGAGGGAAUGAAUGAUGGGUUUUUGGUGAAUUCUGGGUUACAGGCCAAAACAAGAAAUGGGUCAUGUUCAACUUCAUCUUUGGUUUUGGAUAAUAAAAGGGCAGAGCUUGUGGAGGCUAGUGUGAAAAUGGAGAGGAAAGGGGUGUGGGCUGAGAGAAGCAUUGCUGCUUUAAAGAAUCACAGUGAGGCUGAGAGGAAGCGCAGGGCCAGGAUUAAUGCUCAUCUUGACACCCUUAGGAGCCUAUUACCUGGUACUAGUAAGAUGGACAAGGCAUCAUUGCUUGCUGAAGUUAUAAGCAACCUGAAAGAGCUGAAGAGGCAAGCAGCAGAAGCUAGUGAAGGUCUGCUUAUGCCAUUGGAUAUUGAUGAAGUGAGAGUUGAACAGCAAGAGGAUGGUUUGCUUGGUGCCCCUUAUUUAAUCAGGGCAUCUAUAUGUUGCGAUUACAAGCCUGGAAUUCUGUCUGAUAUAAGACGAGCACUUGAUGCUCUCCAUCUGAUAAUAAUGAGGGCAGAGCUUGCGACUUUGGAAGGCAGGAUGAAGAAUGUUUUUGUGAUGAGCAAAUGCAAAGAAGGGCAUAGUGGUGAUAACAAAGCACACCAGUUUGUCGCUGGCUCCAUCCACCAGGCCUUUAGAUCCAUACUUGAUAGAGUUUCUGCCUCACAAGAGUUCUCAUUAAAAUCUGCACUUUCAAACAAGAGGAGAAGGGUUGCCUUAUUCGGUCCAUCCUCGUCAUCUUCUUCAGGAGAUCUCUGGUGA